AUGAUGGUGACACAAUGGUUAAAGAAACUGUUUGUUGGUCCCAAGCAAGCUGCUGAAAUUGAUGGUGCUGAACGGGUUAUAGUGGAUUCGUCGGCAUUGCACUGUCCUAUCUGUCUCGGUAUAUUUGGAACUGCGCCGGUAAUUUUGCCUUGCGGUCAUUCCUUCUGUGGUACAUGUAUAAGGCGUCUCAUUGAAAAUGGCUCUCAUAUAUCGCAGGAUACACUUUUAUCUACAUAUGAAUGUGCGCUAUGCAAAGCUAAGUGCUCGUGUGACGCAAAACUUGUAAAAAAUUAUGUUGUAGAAGCUCUUCUACAGUCUGUAUGCGAAAUAGGAUUAAGUGAUCCGGUAGAUGUGGCGAGUAACACAAGGAUCUCGUUAGAAAGAUCUGUUAAAAUGGUUGCGGAACAUGAAAAGGAGAUCUAUAAACUUAAAAGACUUGUCGAAGAGGAAAGGAAGAAAAGUUUCAUGUACAUCUCUAUUAGUUUUUUGUUUGGUACUUUAUUGUCUUUGAUUUUUGCUGUUCAAGUACUGGAUUUUUUCCGUCUGCUGUGGUAG
Enterobius vermicularis (human pinworm) is the source of this 555-nucleotide messenger RNA. NCBI's taxonomy places the organism in Eukaryota, Metazoa, Nematoda, Chromadorea, Rhabditida, Oxyuridae. The record is from the annotation of a GenBank genome assembly.